GGGGUACUAUGGGACUGCUCUUGAGCUGUACAAGCACGUUCGGCCUCUGUAUAUGGACAGCAGUUCAUUCUGACGUUGUUCCUGUGAAGCAACGUCGGGCGAGAGUCUAUUAUAAACUGUCACUGAUGCUAUUUGCUGCACUGGUUCCGGAGUUUGUGUUAUAUUUUGCUGUAGCUCAACGAAUACGAGCAAGGAAGAUAUGCGGCGCUUGGCGGAGCGCUUGGGAGAAUCAACCCGAAUAUCAGGAUUGGCUCCAAACGUCUGGAGCAUUCUUUGCUGUUAUGGGGGGGUUCGUGGUGAAAGUGAAUGAGCAAAGCGAAGGACUCGACCUUGUUACAACUAUUCGCCCAUCAGGAUUUGAAAAAUUACUGGAGCACGAGACUUUCAAGGACCUUAUCAGGAAAAAGGUUCUUACCCAAGCACAACUUGGCCACCAGAACAUUGAGGACAAGGGCAAGGCUAGUGACAUUGCAAAACUCGUUGUCGCUAUUCAGAUCUUGUGGAUGGUUGUACAAUGUAUUGGCCGAAAGGCUACAGGCCUACCGGUAACAUUACUUGAGGCCCAUAUCCUAAUCCAAAUCUUGUAUUCGGUCAUAGCAUAUUUCUGCUGGUGGGAGAAACCACUAGACAUUGGGGAACCUAUUGCUCUUUCAUUGGAUUCAAACUUGUUGUCGCUCUUGGGACAUGAUGUCAAUGCAGAAGGUACUGGUUACUUUCGGAAGCAAUAUUUCAUUACUGAGAGAAGAGACCGAUGUGAGUUUUUGCGUAUGUCAGCUCGUGCAGCAUAUGACAUUGGAGCGAACUAUCCCAGCAACAUACAUGUCUGGGCCACGAUUAUGGCGAUCAUUAACGGUGUCCUUCACGCUACAGUGUGGAAUUCACACUUUCCUACUUCCACAGAGCGCCUUCUUUGGCGUAUAUCAGCUCUCGGCCUAGGGGCAUUUCCCCUAGCUUUAUGCUUGGCCGUUUGGGAGAAGGAUAUAGAACAGUACGUUAUGCGAGGGGUCUAUGAUCUGCGGUUUGCAGACGGCCAUAUGGUAACCUACUGGUCGAAAGCUAUAGUUACAAUGCUUCGGUGUGCCGCAGAGGGAGACGAGAUAGAAGAUGCACCGGACGAGCAUUCAAGCAAGCAUUCAAACAAAUGGCCAGCAGGGCUCCCCAUCUGGUCUCGGUUCUUGGUUGUUGGAAUAAUGCCUCUGGGCCGUGUUGGUGUGAGAAGCUUGCCGGCAGGCGCAUACUCUACUCCCCGAUGGUCCAACCUUUUUCCACAUUUCUAG
Messenger RNA from Aspergillus alliaceus, 1277 nucleotides. RefSeq lists its product as uncharacterized. Lineage: Eukaryota; Fungi; Ascomycota; Eurotiomycetes; Eurotiales; Aspergillaceae. The coding region runs from base 9 to 1277 and encodes 422 amino acids. The record is from RefSeq and is a predicted model, not a curated record. The transcript has 2 exons.